Messenger RNA from Sinocyclocheilus rhinocerous, 2531 nucleotides. Its product is annotated as sodium channel and clathrin linker 1. NCBI's taxonomy places the organism in Eukaryota, Metazoa, Chordata, Actinopteri, Cypriniformes, Cyprinidae. Bases 1 to 1785 code for a protein of 594 amino acids. Gene Ontology annotation, cellular component: centriole. The transcript is spliced from 17 exons. The record is from RefSeq and is a predicted model, not a curated record. Gene Ontology annotation, biological process: clustering of voltage-gated sodium channels; cilium assembly.
AUGAGGUGGCUUUGGCUUCAUGCAGAGCAGAGAAUGUCCAUUGAAAAGCAGUUGCAGUCUCUGUCCACUGGAACAGGAGGAGACGCAACAGCAGAUGCAAUCGCCAUUAGCAAUCUCGAGGAGCAGGUCAAGUGUGCCAUGGAGGAGAAAGAACGGGCUCUUCAGAUGUGGCAGACAGCUUCACAGGAGUUGGAUCGACUGCAGACCCAGUACCAGAGCUCCAUAAGUGACGGACAAAUAAACGCAGUUGAACGGCAACACAUGCAGAAUCAGCUGGCGCAGGUUCAGCAACACAGCCAGAAGCUCCAGCUGACCAACCAGAAGCUGGAAUCAACCAAUCAGCAGUUCCUGAAGACGGUGGCGGAACAGAGCAGUGAGCUGGAGGAGUUACGCAGCCAACUCAGGCAGGCAAAGCUUGAGCAGAGAUCUUCUGCGACUAAAGUGGAGGAGAUGACCAGACUCCUGCAGAAUGUCCAGGAUCAGAUGCAGAGGAGGGAAGAGGACGCAGCAGAAGCUCAGGGUAGAGAAGAAGCAUCUGAUCGGAGACUACAGCAACUACAAGCAGCACUGAAGCAGCUAGAAGCCAGACUCAAAGCUGCAACGCAGGACUCUGAGUCAGUGCGCAGGAAGCAGACGGAUUGGGAGCGGCAAGUGGGAGACCUGCAGGGUCGCUGCGCCUCUCUGGAAGAGGAGAAAUUUGAAGCCCUCAGUCGCCUCCGCAACUCCAUCCAGCUGGCUGAGGAAGCCUCGCUUCAGAGAGAACAGGCUCAGCUGAGGGAGAAACAGAGAGCAGAAGAGCUUGAGAAGAUGAAAGAUGCCAUGAAGCAGCUGAUCCAGGAUGCUGCCAUGCGCACCAGGAAAGAGGUAGAGAGUGUCCGUAAGCAGUGUAACGUUCAGAUUCAUCGUAUGGCUGAGGAGCUUUCUGCCCUGCAACUGGAAUGUGCCGAUAAAGAGACACAGAUUGAAAGAGCCCAUCGGGAGAGAAAAGCUGUGGAAGAGGAGCUGGAGAAGGUCUAUAAAGAGGGCCGAGUUGGAGAGCCCGAGAUGAGGAAGAUGGAGGCUCUCCAUCAGAGAUGUUUAAAUGCUGAACGACUGAAGGACGAAAUGCAACUCACACUCAACAGCACUAAAAACACGAUGAAGAAGAUGGAGAUGGAGUAUUCAGAGGAGCUGUCGCGCUGUCAGGAGGAGGUGCGGAGGCUGCAGUCCACGCUGACGAGUGCGAGACAGGAGAGUACAGCCAUCAGUGAGGAGAGACUCACGCUGCAGCAAGAGAGCCAGCAACUGCACAGAGACAUGGAAGCACUGCGCAAAGAGUGUGCGCUCGCUCAGAGACGUGCCAAACAACAGGUGUCUUCGAUGCAGCAGGAGCUGUGUGUGAAGGAGCGGGGUUUGGAGGCCAGGCUGAGAGAGAUGGAGGAGAGCAGUAAAAACUCCAGCGCUGGUUCGACCAGACUGCUGCUCGCUCAACAGAAAACCAUCAGCCGCUACAAAGACGAGGCCAAGAACCUCACACAGGCUUUCCAGCAGAAACUCAACAGCCUCAGGUCAGAGCUGAACAGACAGAAACAGCGCGCUCAGGAACUGGAGAUCCAGGUGGAAGCUGAUCAUCAGAAGAUACUGGAGUAUGAGAGGCAGGUUUCAGAGCAUCAGGAGAAAAACACGCGUCUACAGAGGCGUCUUACUCAGGCAGAGCAACGUGUGGCCAGUGCAUCACAACAGCUGAGUGUGAUAUCACAACGGAGAAAAGCUGCGUCCAUGAUGGAUCUUGAGACUUUAUCAUAGAUAAACAGCAGCUGGUUUUGGUCACAUCAUCAUCAUCAUCAACACCCUGAUCAGUUUGUUUUCGGGCUUCACAGUGUGUCUAGAGCUUUCACUGGCAGGAAUCCCCAUGUGUUUAUUAUUGACAAUUAAUGUAAUAAAAAGAGGUUGUUCACCACUAACCAUUGAGGAAAAUAUUAUAAUCACUGCUUUGGGAGAAAUGUCAUCUAAAAAAUGAAUUGGCUACUGCUGAAUGAAAUUAUUUGGCUUAGUAAUGUUAUUUUUGUCUUAGUGAAUGUAAAAAUGACCCGAUUUAAAUUUACUGUAAUGGAAUCACUUUUUUUUUCAAAGACGUUUGUGUCAAAGUUACUACCAAGCCAAAGUUGUUUUUUUCUUGGAAUGCUUCUUGUUGCACAAAUUACCAAUAAUACAAAUGUUUUUAAAACGGCAUGCAGAUGGGUUUACAGUCUUCCUAGAACAAAGAUUUUGUUCUGGUUAGCUUGUGCCAUUGUAAGAAUUGACCAAUAAAUGCAAUAAUUUAUACCAAAGGGUUGGUGAAUGUUUGAUUCGGAGUGCUUUACAGACAUUCUAAUGUGCAGAGUUCUCAGAACAUUCACAGCUCAAGUACCUGCAGGCAGUUCCAUAUCACUUCAAAUUAUUUCAAAAACCCUUGCAGCCUACCAUAGCAAGAAAAAAAAUAAAAAGUACGAAUUUUUAUUUUUUACAUGAAAUUACCUUUAUCUGUACUGCUAAUGGUUUUAACCAGGGGC